AUGGCCGCCUCGUCUCCAGAAGUGCAGGAGACUGCAUCGUAUCAUGUCACAAUCCCACCAGAGAAGCAUGAUGAUGACGGUUCUGUCCAGACUGCGAAAGAUGAGCACGUCUACAUUGCCGAUGGCUUCUCCUUGAUUCGGAGGAUCAUCUUCAUCAUGACAGUGUGUUCAUCCAUGUUCACCAAUCAGCUAGGCCUAUGCAACAGCCUCACGACGCCCGAAAUAAUCGGAGAGACCUUUGGUGUGACGGAACCCGGUGACCUCUCGUGGAUAGUCUCGGGCUAUGGCUUGACGCUAGGUACAUUCAUCUUGAUCGGAGGACGUCUUGGUGACGAGUUUGGCAAUAAGGCAAUCUUCGCCAUCGGCAUGGGCUGGCUUGCUCUGACCAGCAUGAUGGCAGGACUCUCUGUCUAUUCCAGCUACCCCGUCUUCAUCCUUGCUCGUACUCUACAGGGCCUUGGUCCUGCCUUGACGGUGCCUAAUGCACUCGCCCUCAUGGGCAAAUGCUUCUCCCAGGGCAAUCGGGACAUGGGAUUCGCAUGGUUCGCUGCAUCAGCCCCUCUCGGUGCGAUGGCAGGUCUCCUCUUUGGGCCCCUCUUUGCCAUGGCUUGGUGGCCAUGGAUCUACUGGAGUCAGGCUUUGGGGGUCGCCGUUGUCUUCGUCAUCACUCUCGUCGCAGUUCCAAACAUACCUGACGAGGGCGAGCAAAAGCAGCGACGAACGAUUCGCGACACCAUGGACCGCCUUGAUCUCCCGGGUGGCGCAAGCGGUGUGAUAGCUCUGGUUCUGUUCAACUUCGCCUGGAAUCAGAGCUUGGUCACUACGUGGGCUGAACCUUACGUCUACGUAUGCCUGAUCCUCAGUCUCUUCUUCCUGGCGACAUUCUUUUACAUCGAGCUUCGCGUAGCUCGCUUUCCAAUCCUACCUGUUGCCGUCCUCACUACUGACAUAGCCUUCGUCUUUGGUUGUACAGCAGCGGGCUGGUCCACAUUCGGCAUUUGGCUUUUCUAUGUCGUCCGAAUAUGCCUCAACGUCGGUGGCCAAACGCCCAUUCAACUGGCUGCAUGGCUCUCCCCUAUCGUCGUCACAGGCAUAGCAGCAGCAUUAAUCGUCGGCAAAAUAAUCAACAAGGUUCCAGCCUCGUCCAUCAUGUUGUUUGCAAUGCUUUGCUACUUCGUCACCUCGCUUCUCCAGGCCCUGAGACCCAUAGACUCGACGUACUGGACCUACUUCUUUUUCGCCACCAUCAUCGCCACUUUUGCCAUGGACUCAUCGUUGCCUGCUGCCACGAUCAUCUUCGCGAACGCGGUGCCUCAAGAGUACCAGGGUAUGGGAUCCAGUGUCAUCAUGACGAUUGUUGUCUACAGUAUAUCGCUAGGUCUUGGUUUCGCUGGUACCAUUGAGCUUCAGAUCAACAAUGGCGGGCACACCAAGGAAGACUUGCUUCAUGGGUAUCGGGGUACUCUCUGGUUUUCUGUGGGAUUGACAGCAUUCGGCACUAUUCUCGCCCUCAUCUUUCUACUCAAAGAUCUUCGAAGACGAUAG
Messenger RNA from Colletotrichum chrysophilum, 1545 nucleotides. RefSeq lists its product as uncharacterized. Gene Ontology annotation, cellular component: membrane. The record is from RefSeq and is a predicted model, not a curated record. Bases 1 to 1545 code for a protein of 514 amino acids. The transcript has 3 exons. Gene Ontology annotation, biological process: transmembrane transport. Lineage: Eukaryota; Fungi; Ascomycota; Sordariomycetes; Glomerellales; Glomerellaceae. Gene Ontology annotation, molecular function: transmembrane transporter activity.